Messenger RNA from Rhododendron vialii, 1553 nucleotides. RefSeq names its product monooxygenase 1-like. The record is from RefSeq and is a predicted model, not a curated record. NCBI's taxonomy places the organism in Eukaryota, Viridiplantae, Streptophyta, Magnoliopsida, Ericales, Ericaceae. The transcript is spliced from 6 exons. Gene Ontology annotation, molecular function: FAD binding. The coding region runs from base 204 to 1457 and encodes 417 amino acids.
UCCAACCGCAGUAGGAGUAUAAAAAGUUAACUUUUCCGUUCUAGAAGACCAGCAAAAUCGAGUUAGUGACAGCUGCCUCAUCAGUCAAACCUUUCUUUGGGCUUCGUCCUUCCAUUACUAUCAGCAAUUGGUAGCCGGAUAAUCCGGGGAGCUUGACAGGCCGUGAGUAUAUAUCCCUGCAGGCCGUGAGUUAACUCCAGUGGAUGAGAGAGAGAGAGAGAGAGAGAGAGAGAGAGAUGGGGAGGAGUAGUGAAGAAGAGCGUGAGAUUGUGAUAGUAGGCGGUGGGAUCUGCGGCCUUGCCACCGCGCUUGCUCUACACAGGAAGGGAAUAAGAAGCGUGGUUCUGGAAAGAUCAGAGACACUAAGGGCUAGUGGCGCGGGUAUUGCGAUAUUGGCUAACGGCUGGCGCGCCCUUGAGCAGCUUGGCGUUGCCUCUCAUCUCAGACAAACUGCUCUUCCUAUUGAACGGUCUCAAGAUGUAGGGUUUGGCAAGGUGAUACCGUGGGUGACUGGUGAAGCUCGAUGCUUGAAGCGGAGUGACCUUAUUGGGACACUAGCAGAUGCAUUGCCACCUGGUACAAUACAUCUUGGACGCCAAAUAGUAUCUGUUAAGCUGGAUCCCUCAAACUCUUAUCCAAUUCUCCAACUUCUUGAUGGCAGCUCUAUUGUGGCCAAGAUUUUGAUUGGAUGUGAUGGAGCAAAUUCAGUGGUGGCUAACUUCCUUGAGUUAAAGCCAACAACAGAAUUUGGCCUUUGUUCAGCGAGGGGUUUGACGAAUUAUCCAAAUGGUCAUGCCUUUGCCCAUGAAGUUGUUCGAAUGAGGAGAAAUGACAUUUUGAUGGGAAGAGCUCCAAUCGAUGAUAAGUCAGUGUAUUGGUUUACGGCUCUUCAAUUGACUCGUGAAGAUCACGCAAAGGUUUCCCACCAUCCGGAGCGUAUUAGAGAGUUGAUCCUACAUUCAUUUAAUGGUUUCCCAGCUGAACUCGUGCAAAUUAUCAAAGACAGUGAGCUUGAGUCGUUAUCUUUAACACACUUGAGAUACCGGGCCCCAUGGGAUUUGGUACUUGGAAAGUUCCGAAAGGGGACAGUGACCGUAGCCGGAGAUGCCAUGCAUGUUAUGGGUCCGUUCCUCGGACAAGGGGGCUCAGCAGGUCUAGAAGAUGCCAUUGUUCUUGCGAGAUGUUUGUCACAAAAAUUUGCAAAAACAGUUGAUAAUCCGUUUACAAUUGAAAGCAAAACGAUGACGAGGAUGAUGAUGCACGGAGUUGGAAAAGCAAUGGAUCAAUACCUGAAAGAACGGAGGAUGAGGGUGGUGCUAUUAUCAACACAAACAUAUCUGAUCGGUUCACUAGUGAAACCUUCCUCACUAUUGGUAAAAUUUGCUUGUAUUAUUGUCAUGGUGCUUCUCUUCAGUAACCCAACCAAUCAUACUCGAUAUGAUUGCGGGCUUCUAUGAUGUUUAGACUUCACCUACAAUUACUCUGUUGCUAAAGAUGCUAUAUGGUAGUAUAAGGGACGUUAUUUAUGUUGAAAACAAUCAUAUGUUUUCAUA